AUGUCAACUUUAACGAGACAAUCAAUUCCUCAUUAUAUUCAACAAAAUACAUCAGCACCAAAAAUAUCAACGACGAAUACAAGUACAACGGCUUCUAAAUCAUCGAAAUCACCUCGUCUAUUUAGACGAAGUAAUAGUGUUCCAUUGCCACCUUCGUCUUCGUCCAAAAACUCGACUCCUUUUCUGUUUCCCUACCGAAAUAAUACUUUUCCAAAGUCUCAUAAUAAUCACUCGAUCAAUACAACUCGGUUAUCGUCAUCAUCAGAUCGAUCGGAAGAAGACGCUUCAGACUCAAAAAAUGCAGCCUUUCUUCCGUUUGGACCAAAAUAUCCUGAUUUCUCGAUAAAGACUCAGUGCCCACACUGUAAUAAAUAUGUGCGGACUAUUGUGCAACACGAGAAUGGCACCUGUGUUUAUGUGUUGGCGUCUGGUUUGUUUUUAACGACGGUUGUUCUUUUUUGGGUGCCAUUUUUUGUGGAUGCUGUAAAAGAUGUUAAACAUAGUUGUCCAAAUUGUCAAAAUUACUUGGGAACAAGACAUCGUCUAAAAAUCAUUUCAUAA
Ambispora gerdemannii is the source of this 561-nucleotide messenger RNA. The record is from the annotation of a GenBank genome assembly. NCBI's taxonomy places the organism in Eukaryota, Fungi, Glomeromycota, Glomeromycetes, Archaeosporales, Ambisporaceae.